AUGUCUGGAAAAAUAACUUUAGCUGUUCAUGAUGAACUUCAUAAUCAAUAUGCUGAAGGUAUCAAAUAUGAUUUAUGGCGUAUUGAUAAUAAUACAAAUCGUAUUCAUGUUAAAAAUGAUACAUUUACAAAGAAUAAUUCAAAUGUAUUAUUACAUGCACAUACAAAUGAAGAACUCGGUUCAUUUGAAGUUAUACUUUAUAUUAAAGAUUAUUUUGAUAAAUUUAAUGAAAAUAUUCAUGUCCAAAAUAGUCGAAUAACUGUUCCAUUUGGUAUGAAUGAACUUGAUAAAGAUUAUGAAUUAAAUAUUUUUAUUACACCAACAAGUUAUACAUGUACUCUCUAG
Molecule: messenger RNA, 345 nt
Organism: Rotaria sordida
Lineage: Eukaryota; Metazoa; Rotifera; Eurotatoria; Philodinida; Philodinidae
Source: the annotation of a GenBank genome assembly